UUGAUAUCCCCGAGGACAAAGAGCGUGGUGAUGGCUGUGACAGUAGUGUGCUGACUGUGGCGAGAACAACACUGACCUGAUUGCGAAAGCGAGGACAAGUACACCUAGCAUCCGUUCCCCUUGUGGCAAGGAGUCACUUGGAAUAAACAAGCAAGCGAACGGUUAGUCACCCAGGUUCACGGUUCACUUGGUCCACCCAGGUUAUUCUCCUGGUCGGGCGUUCCCUACACCAUCGCAGGCCACAGACCUCCCAUCCAUGAAGUUUUGUCCCUGUGUGGUGCAGAUGAAAACUUGUUCUUGAACCUUUUCACACAGGUGAGACUCGUGAACUGACAGACAGUCGGGUGCCUCCAUUGCACCGGCGACUCCUCCCUCGGGUGGACAACGAGAACUGUACCGGCCAGAGAUGCUUCUGUGGUUGACAUCGCUGGCAGUUGCCUUGACCUUAGUUGGAGGUCAAGGUAACAACAGUGACGUGGAGGAAGCGAGUCUGUUCCUGGAGGAGUACAACAAUGUUUCGCAAACAACAUUUAACCGAAACAUGGAGGCUGCCUGGACCUUUAACACCAACAUUACCAAUGAGAACCAGAAGAAAAUGGUCGAAGUUCAGCUUGAGACGGACCUGUGGCAGCAAGAAAUGGCUAACAGGGCGGCUGCCUUUAACACUUCUGCCUUCAACGCCACAAUGCAACGGCAGUUCUACAAGAUCAAAGACAUCGGCACGGCCGCCAUGACUGACCAUGGAAAGCUACAGAAGCUGAAUGAGGUGCUCUCCGACAUGGAGUCCAUAUACAGCACCGGCAAAGUGUGCUUCGCUGAGAACGACUGCAAGCCACUGGACCCAGAUAUCACUCGUCUGUUCGAGACUUCCAGAGAUGAACAGAAGUUGAGGAUCGCUUGGAAAGGCUGGCGGGACCAAACGGGACGCAAAAUGCGGGACCUGUACACGACCUUUGUGCAGCUGAAGCAACGAGGGUGUGCAGACUUUGGGUGGCAGACUUUGGGGUACGCCGACACGGGUGCGUAUUGGAGGUCAUGGUAUGAGAUGGACACCUUCGAUCAGGAGGUCAAGCGUCUGUUUGAACAGUUGAAACCGUUGUACGAGCAGCUGCACGCCUUCGUCAGACAACGCUUGAAGAAGCAGUACGGAGCCGCCAUCUUCCCUCAGACUGGUCACAUCCCUGCACACCUGCUAGGAAACAUGUGGGCGCAGUCCUGGAACUCCCUCCAAGAUCUCCUGAUGCCCUUUCCGUCCAAACCUAUUCUAGAUGUGACUGAAGAAAUGGUCAAGCAGAAAUAUACACCUAGAAAAAUUUUUGAAGUGUCAGACGAUUUUUUCAAGUCACUGGGUAUGAUCGAAAUGCCUUUUGAAUUCUGGAACAAAUCCAUGCUGGAGCGACCUGCCGGUCGAGAGGUUGUGUGCCAUGCGUCUGCGUGGGACUUCUACAACGGCCGUGACUUCCGUGUAAAACAGUGCACUGAUAUCACAAUGGACCACUUGUCAACCGCUCACCACGAAAUGGGUCAUAUCGAGUAUUUCCUCCAGUAUAGGAACCAACCCCUGGUCUUUCGCGAUGGUGCUAACCCAGGUUUUCAUGAAGCAGUUGGCGAUGUCAUUUCGCUGUCCGUAGAGACACCGAAGCAUCUGAACAAGAUCGGUUUGCUUCCGAACUAUGUCGAAGACAACGAGACCGAUAUCAAUUUCUUGAUGGCGAUGGCUUUACAAAAAAUUGCCUUCUUGCCCUUCGGUUACCUCAUAGACCAGUGGCGCUGGAGCGUCUUCAAAGGCGUAACAAAAGCUUCUGAUUACAACAAGGCCUGGUGGAACCUCAGGUGUGGUCUUCAAGGUGUGUCUCCACCAGUCCCAAGGUCUGAAGAGGACUUCGACCCUGGCGCCAAGUAUCACAUUCCUGGCAACACUCCCUACAUCAGAUAUUUUGUGAGUUACGUGCUACAGUUCCAGUUUCACAAAGCCCUGUGUGGUAUUGCGGGUCAUAACGGUCCCUUGCACACCUGUGACAUCUAUAAUUCAAGUGCAGCGGGUCAGAAACUCAGUGCCAUGCUUAGCAAGGGAUCAUCUCAGGUGUGGACAGAAUCUCUGAAGGAACUGACAGGCCAGACUACGAUGAGCGCACAGCCUCUAAUGGAUUAUUUCCAGCCGCUCCUCGAUUACCUCCGUGCUGCCAAUGGCGACGAAGUGGGUUGGUCUGAUGACUGCCCCUCGUUUGCCGAUCCUCUGUCGUCAGCUGGUCAUGUCAGACCUCUUGCUGGACUUACAUUCAGCCUCGUUAUUAUCGCUCUGGCUAAUUACUUGGUGUGAGGCGCGUGGGAUGAUGGAUCAGACGAAUGAGACGAUGUUAUUAAAUUAUCAACUUUAACGGGGCCACAAGGCUUCGAACAAGGGGAUGGUGAUUAGACUAAAUCCUUUGAAUACUGCUUUUAAAAUGCUAAAUCAAAAGGGCGGUAUGUUCAUUUUUGCGUUCUCUUUCCUUUUCUUCCUCCUUUCAGUCAAAUUUUCUAUAUGCAGAACCAGAACUGACAGUAUCGUUAAUACAAGUCAAUAAUGACACCUUUGUCAAACUCAAGAAUUAGAGUAAAUUCUCUUAUAAGUUCUUUCAAUGUAAACAGAAUUACUUCUUUUUUUUUAUAUCGUGCUUUCAUUAAAUACACGGACAGGUGUUUUUGGUUAGUAUCUGUAUCCUUUACGGCAAAGCGUAAUGCAUAAUAAAUCUUUAUAUCUCCAUGUGAUUACCGGGACCAAAUGACGCGUUUAAAGCUGACAUGGCUUCCCAAAGUGAUUGAAAUGAAGUUUUACUCUUUUAAGUCCAAAUUCAAAUCCAUUCUGAUGUCAUGAAGUAUUUUAUAUAUUUCUGUCAUUAGGCUGUACAAUAUGCAUAAACACGCAGCAAAACAGAUGUUUGAUAUAUUUACAAUUAACAUGAUUGUAAAUCAAUUAUGCAAUGCAAGGAUUAAAAUGUUUACUUGGAAUAUUAUAAGAGUAUUUCAAUUGAAAA
Pomacea canaliculata is the source of this 3014-nucleotide messenger RNA. RefSeq names its product angiotensin-converting enzyme-like. Gene Ontology annotation, molecular function: peptidyl-dipeptidase activity; metallopeptidase activity. The transcript has 16 exons. Gene Ontology annotation, cellular component: plasma membrane. The record is from RefSeq and is a predicted model, not a curated record. The coding region runs from base 407 to 2320 and encodes 637 amino acids. NCBI's taxonomy places the organism in Eukaryota, Metazoa, Mollusca, Gastropoda, Architaenioglossa, Ampullariidae. Gene Ontology annotation, biological process: proteolysis.